AUGGAGCAAGCUGCAGGGUGUGGGGCACGCAUUUUCGUGUCAUUUGCAGGCCCUACAUAUGGGUCAAAGGAGACGCCUGUCACUGAGGCAAUCAAACUGAUCUUUCCUAUGUUGGUGGCGAACAAUUACAAGCGGGCUAUGGUACUUGGCACCUCUUCCUAUCCGUCCCCUCUGGAUAAAGGCGCCAUUAAGUGGAAAUUAUCCGUCGCAUUGAUCAAAAUUAUCGCAGGGAGUGCAUACGAAGAAUUCCGCGGGUUGGGUGAAUUUGUCGCAUCUCAGGACCCUACCCAGCUCCCAUGGACGUUAUUCAGGGUACCUUUCCUCACUAACGGGGCUGAAGCACCGGUAACAGCCACAUAUACGGGACACGGCGACGAUGGCUUCUUCCUUUCACGUAAAAGCAUGGCGAGUUGGGUUUUGAAAGAGAUGGAUACAAACUCUGUUCAAGUCGGUAAAACUCCGGUCAUCUCAAAUUAA
Molecule: messenger RNA, 477 nt
Organism: Aspergillus oryzae RIB40
Lineage: Eukaryota; Fungi; Ascomycota; Eurotiomycetes; Eurotiales; Aspergillaceae
Exons: 2
Coding region: 1-477 (158 amino acids)
Source: RefSeq, a predicted model, not a curated record